AUGCCGACGAGUGCCGUGUAUCAACCGACCACUGUAACUUAUGAGCAACAACCAACAGACCAGCGUUGGAAUUGCCCUAUCAGCUAUUUCUCACGAAGGGUGACAAGUAGUCUGAACCGGGCGGUCUGUAUCAGGCUAGCAUUGUGUCUUCUAGGCAGCACACUCUUCAUUAUUGGUCUAGCGCUACUAAUUGCGGGGGGUAUGCAAUAUUCAAGCUCGCCUGCACCCACGCCGUCGCCACAAGACGCGGAUAACGGUAUCGGCGCACUCAUCGCAGGCGGCGUCAUACUUUGUCUUGGCUUAUUAUUCGCAGGUGUAGGUGGUUGGGCAUGGUCUGCUCGUUGGGGCGGUGGUAAGGAGGCUCCGGCUGGUGGAGCGGCAGCACUUACCGCCCUCAACCCAUCAACUGAUCCCUUGGUAGCAGCUCAGUACGCACCUGUAAGGGACGCACCGCCCGCACCUGAUGAUGAGAUGCGUAAUCUUAUGGAUAACAAGGAAUGUUUAAGCAGUGCCGAAGAGAGCGACAAGAUGUUGGAUGGGCGGCCGUCCGUAGCAUAA
This is a messenger RNA of Pieris macdunnoughi, 558 nucleotides long. Lineage: Eukaryota; Metazoa; Arthropoda; Insecta; Lepidoptera; Pieridae. The record is from the annotation of a GenBank genome assembly.